GUACAAUUACGUGAGUCAUGUGCGACGACAGAUGCAGCACGAGAUUUCCUUCUGCAAGGGAUCCGCCAAAGAUAUCUUUGCUGAGGUCAACUUUAUGAAAGAAAACGCUGGCUCAGCUGUCCCUCGGAACCGCACAUCCCGUCAGUCUGGCUACGGUCCCGAAGUCAACCCUGCGCCCAACCUUCAGUGCGAAGGAUGUUGUUUGCCUGGACCACCCGGACCAGUUGGUGCACCAGGCAAGCCGGGAAAACCAGGACGUCCAGGAGCGCCUGGCACCCCAGGAGUUCCGGGAAAACCACCUACUGCUCCAUGCGAGCCUACUACCCCACCACCAUGUAAACCUUGCCCACAAGGGCCACCUGGACCGCCUGGACCACCUGGAGCUCCUGGAGACCCAGGAGAGGCUGGAACUCCUGGACGACCAGGGACUGACGCCGCACCUGGAUCACCUGGACCUCGCGGACCUCCUGGACCAGCUGGAGAGCCAGGACAACCGGGCCCUGCUGGAGAACCUGGAACCCCUGCCCAGAGCGAGCCACUCACCCCUGGAUCUCCCGGAGAGCCAGGAGAUGCUGGACCACCUGGGCCUCCUGGACCGCCAGGAGCACCCGGAAACGAUGGCGCUCCAGGACCUGCCGGACCAAAGGGAGCUCCCGGUCCUGAUGGACCACCCGGGGUCGACGGACAAGCAGGACCACCUGGACCACCUGGACCAGCAGGAACUGGUGGAGAAAAGGGAAUCUGUCCCAACCUCUUUGUCCCCGUUAUACGUAUUAUUCCAACAUCGGCUACAAAGUUUGGUGCAGGUGUUUCUUUUGGAUUGAAGUGCAGGCAGGUAAUGGUCAUGAGCGACACAUUCUUCGGGUUCAACAAGUCGCAUGUCAUCAUGGCUGCAGGACUAGCAGGUGCUGCUUUCAUAGGAUACUGCAUUUAUUUUGACCAUGCUCGCAGAUCGGCGCCGGAUUACAAGGAGAAAAUUCGAAGAAAUCGUCGCGAGAAAGCUCGCGCACGUACAGGAGGUGCCGGGUUAGGACGAGGCGGAGCAGGCUCUACUCAAGUUCCGGAUCCUUCCGAUCCUUCCGCUAUGCAAGCGUACUUUCUACAGGAAGUCCAACUUGGUGAAGAAUUUAUGGCUAGUGGGAAUGUUGAAGAGGGGGCGAUCCACAUCGCCAAUGCCAUCGCACUGUGCGGGCCUUCGCAGCAACUAUUGCAAAUCUUCCAGCAAACGUUGCCACCAGAACAAUACGCGGCCGUUAUUGAGCAAUUGCCACAUACCCGAGCGCGGUUGGCAGCCAUGUUUGGUGAAGCAGCAGAUGCAGUAGAGUCACAGCCACCGAUGAUGACAUAUAUGGGAGACGGGCCGCCUCCACCACAGAUCAAAGAUUUGUUGGACGAUACCGACGACCUCGAAUAGGAGCUGCCUGUACAUGUUUGCCUCUCGAUAUACAUGCUGAUCUGUUGUUACCACCGUUAAACUUUGUUAUAGGGACGUCUUGAUACCGUUUUGAUGAACUCAGUUACAGUAUGAGCACGUCACUACUUCGAUUUUACUCAUCUUGCUAAGGAUAAAAUAAGUCUAGUUCUAUCAUCCACUGUCAGGUAUCUUCCGAAUAAGAUGUUUUACCUAUUUUCCGGUGAUUAAGUGGACCCAGUACUACAUGAAAUAUGCUUUUAUAACAAACUAUCUUGUAGCUAAAUUGAUUUUGCAGUAAUGAGGUGACAAGACCUUUUUGGCUCUUUCAUCUGGGGUUAAACAACUGAAGCUGAAGAAGAAGUCAACUAAGAAGGCUCAAUUCAUUGCACAGGAAUGUAGAUAAAACGUUAC
Cylicocyclus nassatus is the source of this 1825-nucleotide messenger RNA. Lineage: Eukaryota; Metazoa; Nematoda; Chromadorea; Rhabditida; Strongylidae. The record is from the annotation of a GenBank genome assembly.